This is a messenger RNA of Mesorhabditis spiculigera, 903 nucleotides long. The record is from the annotation of a GenBank genome assembly. Lineage: Eukaryota; Metazoa; Nematoda; Chromadorea; Rhabditida; Rhabditidae.
AUGGGCGUUAUCAUACUUCUCGGGCCACAAUAUGAAAUAAAACUUUGCGACUUUGGCGGAUCAAAGUCGGAGCUAACCGAGCAUUCAAACUACGGCUGUCCAGAAAAACCUAGAUGUGUUUGUCGAGUGCCAGAUGACCGGGCGAGUUCAAAAACGGCGCUCCAGGAAGCUAAGAACCUAAAGGAGGCACCAUUUUAUAUCUUUUAUAAGCAACUCGCUUUUCCCCCAUAUGAAAUAUUGCCGGAGGAAAGUUGUCAUGAGGCUAGUCAUAUCUCGGAUGCAAGUGGGUCAUCCAUCCCAGGCUGUUUCCUACCGGAUGGCUAUGUGGGCUGGGCUGAAGACGAAACGUUAAGGCUGGUGCUGGGAGCUCGUACUACUUUCCAAGAUGUAGAAGAAUUAAAACAGGCCGUCAUUGAACACGCUAACGAUCUCUCAAAAGGUGGAAUUCCCAACGCAUUGGAGGUGACGAAAAAGCUGAUUUUCUACGAAUCCCAUGAGGCUGGAAUAAAUCACUUCAAAAAGCACGCCAACGCCCUAUCCUUACUACUACCCAAGAGUGCAUUUGGCACAUCCAUCAAGAGAUUUGCCGAAGAGGCACUCGCGUUUUACGAUGAAAAAAAGAAGCUUGGCAAUGAGGCCGAAAAGAGUGAGGCCGAGAGCGCUUUUUCGAAGCGAGCUACUGAUAACAUUCUCGACCAAUUGCGACAUACAACAAACACGAGCAGCCCUCUGCUGUGCCCUGGAAUCACACAACUGGGCAACAUCCGCUGCGCAACAAUGGACGAUUUAUGGAAAAUGCUCAUCAAAAUGCAACUGCCGUUGAUCCAGCUAAACGAACAUGCCCUGGCUGCCGAACUGAGGUGUCGGAAACUCUGUCUAGGCCUCACGGGCUUCUGCGAAAGG